Messenger RNA from Mytilus californianus (California mussel), 2631 nucleotides. RefSeq names its product serine/threonine-protein phosphatase 6 regulatory ankyrin repeat subunit C-like. The transcript is spliced from 3 exons. The record is from RefSeq and is a predicted model, not a curated record. Gene Ontology annotation, molecular function: protein binding. Bases 342 to 2000 code for a protein of 552 amino acids. Lineage: Eukaryota; Metazoa; Mollusca; Bivalvia; Mytilida; Mytilidae. Gene Ontology annotation, cellular component: cytoplasm.
CAAGGAAGCACUCGUAUCUAUUUUUGUAAACAACGUUAAUCUUAUUAUCACAAUGAUAAUUGACGAAAGAUACAAAAAAGGAAGUAAAUAAGGAGUUGAUCAAGGAAAUUAUCCCAGGGGAAGACGAAAUGUUUCGUUAGACAGGAGAAGGCACCAGUAGAUGAGUUAUUCUAUAAUAUAAACGGAAAAACCAAUCUUCAAUUAAUGGUAUUGAUGGCUUGAUUUAACAACGAUAUGGAACUAUAAUCGUACGAGUUUUUCCGCAUCAAAAAUAAUUAUAGAACCAAUAAUAUGUUUAAAAAAAGUAUAUAAAUAUAUAAAAGGACGUGACAUAUUGGACAAUGGAUUCAGAGGAUAUUGAAGUUAUCUACAGGAGAACUGCAGUAGACCAGUUAGACGUUAGCAGUUCUUCAUCUAAUCUCACAACACUCAUAAAAAUGGGAAAUAUAAAUGGCGUCAGAAAACUCUUAGAGAGAGGAGAAUCCCCUGAUGGUACUAAAAGCCAAGAAAACCCACCACUUCAUGAAUCGGUUUAUCAAGACGACAUCGAAAUUUGUAAACUACUUAUUACAUAUAACGUUGAUUUAAAUCGGCGGGAUAAACAUUUGUGCACUGCACUUCACAGAGCUGCAAUAAAGCGAUCAUUUGCCAUAGUUAAACUGUUAGUCAUAUCUGGAGCUGAUGGCAAUGCCUCUUCCCCGUCUGGAUUUACUCCAGCAAUGUUAGCCUGUCAUUCUGAUGAUAUAAGUGUAGCAGAAUACUUGGUUAAUAUAUCUACAUCAAAAUUCGAUGUUGUUGAUAAAUUUGGAAAUAACAUUCUCCACUGCUUUUGCGCUAACGGAAAGAUUGAGCAUUUUGAUACAAUACUAUCUUUUAUCAAGAAGUUUGUGGAUAAGGGAAUUUCAAUCAACGCUUUGAACUAUGACGGGCAUAUGCUUUUAGACUUUAGUUAUAGAUUUGGUAUUACAUUUGCAAAGGAAUUAAUAACAAUAGGAGCAGAUGUAACGAAGUACGAUGAUGAAGGUCGGAACUACCUUAACCGAUACUUAGAUUUAUACCUUAAUGCUGACAAUUACUUGAAGGCCUUUGUAAAAAAUGGCUUUGGGAGAAUUCCUAAAAACGUACUUAGACAUUUGAUCAAUGAACCUGACCGAGCUGGGAAAACAGCUUUUAUGAGAGUAUGUGCUGGUAUGUUCAAUUCAGCUGACGUCAUUCAGAUGUUUUGUAAUGCGGGAGCAGACAUUAAUGCCCAGAAUCAUCUUGGAGAGUCCCCAUUACAUCUGAUGUCACGUGACAUGUGGAUACCAGAUAAAGAUGCAAUUCUCUAUCUUCUUCAACAAGGUGCAAAUGUAAAUGCUGUAGACAUCUUUGGGAGAUCUCCAAUUUUCAAAAUGAGAACUUCAGAAAUCAUACAAAUAUUUAUUGACUUCAAAGCUGAUCUUAAUGUUAAGGACAAGUGUGGUCGUUCACCAUUGAUGGGGCUUCUCGUGUAUGAAAAUGCUGAACAGCUUAAGAUUCUUGUGAAAAGGGGAGCUGAUUGUAAUCUUCAAGACAUUAACGGUUCAUCUCCGUUGCAUUACGUAGCAUGGUAUAAUUCAGUACCAAUUGCACACGUGCUUUUGCAGUCAGGGGCUGAUGUUAACCUUCAAGAUCAAAUGGGACACAACCCAUGUGGUCUUGCGAAAGCCUUAGGAAAUUUAGAUGUAGCUUUAGUUCUUACAAAUGACUGCAUGACAAAAUCGUUAGAUGCAGAUCAUGGUAUUUGUAGGUCUCGCAUAAUGAAGGAAAUAAAAUACGACAACAACCUCAUCGUUGAAAACAUAAUAUCUCCGCCUGAAGAUCCAAAUGAAUUGACAUAUAAUAUUCUUCAAAGUUCGGGAAUAGGAAAGCCAUCAGAUGCAGAAACUACUUCCGUUGUGAAAACGGUUUUUGAUUUCGUGUCUCGAAUUUGUGAUAAAAUUGGAAUAACAAACUCUCGAUUUAAGGUGAGAGGUACGUAAAUGAACGCCUAUAGCGGAAAACGGGAAAAUUUGCGUUCGUUGUUAUGAGAGUUAUCUCCCUUACACCAGAAAAAUAUUUUCAAGAUGUCGGAAGGUAUUCCGCUUCGUCGGAAAAAUGGUCAAUUCGGUUGAAAAGUAUUAAAUGCUUCUCAUCAAAAUAUAACAAAAAAUGUAUAAUUGGAAAUGAAAUGUUUUGUCCGAGUGAAACAUUGCUUCCCUCCCAAGAAAAUGAAAGUAAUUUGGCAUGGCGUGAUGGUCGAAGAGUGGUUGAGUUGGGUUACUAGCUGGCCAACUUAAAGCUUGCAUGAACUGCUAUGCACCAUUGUUUCUACACAACUGUUUAAAAGAACAAAAAUACGAUCUCGCAAGUGUUUGUAUAUACCUUGUUGUAGCUGUCCCUACACAAACUUAAUAAACACUGGUAAACGGCACUGAUCAGAUACUUCAAAAAAGGGAAUGUUGAUAUGGGACGUGAAUACAAAAUGUAGUAUGGGUAAGAAUAUUACAAACACCUGCAUAUACACACAAUAACAAAUUAAGCUCAAACUAUUUGUUAUUACAUGUAAUUGUCAUGCCUUUGGCCCUCUUGUGGGUGUAAUUUGUGCUUUAAUAAAUUAAUAUAAUAUUUUUA